This is a messenger RNA of Corticium candelabrum, 1224 nucleotides long. RefSeq lists its product as uncharacterized. Lineage: Eukaryota; Metazoa; Porifera; Homoscleromorpha; Homosclerophorida; Plakinidae. The transcript is spliced from 3 exons. The record is from RefSeq and is a predicted model, not a curated record. The coding region runs from base 111 to 842 and encodes 243 amino acids.
UCUCCUACGUUUGACCUCAUAGACCUGUCACGUGCAAUAGGGAAGCGUCUGGAACCGAGGCUAGUUUUUUCUUUCGUUGCGCGUGCUGUACUAACUUGCAAAUUUUUGCAAUGAAUGUUCGAAAGAUUCAGUUAAUUUUUUUAAUGUUUUUUCAACUCUUCUUUGUCUUCGGGGAAAGUGACCCAUCUACUGUUGACGAUGAUACAAAGUUUGUAUUAGAUUUGGUGAGAGGUGGGGUCCCAGUAGGGAUCAUCCAACUUUUUCUGCCCUCGGUCUCCAAAGGCGCCACUGGACCUUGCUUGCGUGCGACUUCGGACUCGGAUAUUAACGGAAUGUGUAAAUUUGUGAAAGCAUUUGCAGAAGACUAUGCCUCUAACCCAACAAACGAUUGGAACUCAUGCAGCAAGGAGGAUUAUGUUUGUAAUGCAAUUUAUCGAGCAGCAACUUCCAAUAACACACAAAAUUUUAGUUGUUCAUUAUGGCAACAGAAAUCGAUUCGAAAUAGAAUAGGUGAAAAAAUGCUUCUAGAUGACACAGUGAAAAUAACAGACAAACUGAAGACUAGUCGACGUCAAGGGCUCUUUCUUGGAAUGGCUAGUUCAAAGGACUGCAGUAAGACAUGCUCAGCUAGGGGGCGACCUGUUUGCAGUGUGUCAGCCUUGCUUUUGGAUUUUUUGCCAAAGCUGCCACCUAACUGUCCUGAACCUGCAACAAGUACUAUGCCAGGUAAAGAUGUCAGCACCAUUUCCCUAUUUUCCUAUAUUAUUUUGGCUUUUGUGGGCUACAUCGCGUAUCUCUAUCGUGACAAUCUUUCUAGGCUCAUUGACAAUAGACGUCAAUGAGGAGACCAAAGAGAAAGAACUACAAGUAGCUGAAGUCGUUGAAAGACGCAUUCCCAUGACGAAUUUCAUGUACGUCAAUCAGUUCUCAUGCUGGCUAUAUUAAAGAAUGUAAUGAAAAUUUAGUUCGUAGUUCAUAGUCAUUUUGUAGGGUCAGUGACGGUUGAUUUCAGGUCUAUUGAGAGGUUGCGCGCUUGCAGUGUGAUUAUGCUUUGUCCAGUAGACGUGUCUAGUGUCUUCAAUCAAUAGUAGUUAUAUACUCUGGUGUCACUGCGUCUUGUUAUAUCAAAUUCAUCGGCUUUCUCAUCGUGACCCCAUUCCUUUCGUUCUCUAGAGUUGAAAAUGAUUGCACCUUCAUGGUAUAGCAUUUGAGGUUUGGAAAAGG